Messenger RNA from Oncorhynchus keta (chum salmon), 1194 nucleotides. RefSeq lists its product as uncharacterized. The transcript has 2 exons. Bases 28 to 1074 code for a protein of 348 amino acids. The record is from RefSeq and is a predicted model, not a curated record. Lineage: Eukaryota; Metazoa; Chordata; Actinopteri; Salmoniformes; Salmonidae.
GGAAGGGCUACAGAGGGAGAGGCAACCAUGAGCAAAGACACCAGCAAAGUGUUAAAAUGCAAGGAGAAAUGUGAUAAUGGGCCAACCAGAAAUACAGGCUUUACUGAAUGUCUGGGAAAUGUGUUUGGGUGUUUUAUGGUGUGUGUCUGGGUGUUUUAUGGUGUGUGUCUGGGUGUUUUAUGGUGUAUGUCUGGGUGUUUUAUGGUGUGUGUUUGGGUGUUUUAUGGUGUGUGUUUGGGUGUUUUAUGGUGUGUGUUUGGGUGUUUUAUGGUGUGUGUCUGGGUGUUUUAUGGUGUGUGUUUGGGUGUUUUAUGGUGUGUGUUUGGGUGUUUUAUGGUGUGUGUUUGGGUGUUUUAUGGUGUGUGUUUGGGUGUUUUAUGGUGUGUGUUUGGGUGUUUUAUGGUGUGUGUUUGGGUGUUUUAUGGUGUGUGUUUGGGUGUUUUAUGGUGUGUGUCUGGGUGUUUUAUGGUGUGUGUCUGGGUGUUUUAUGGUGUGUGUUUGGGUGUUUUAUGGUGUGUGUUUGGGUGUUUUAUGGUGUGUGUUUGGGUGUUUUAUGGUGUGUGUUUGGGUGUUUUAUGGUGUGUGUUUGGGUGUUUUAUGGUGUGUGUUUGGGUGUUUUAUGGUGUGUGUCUGGGUGUUUUAUGGUGUGUGUCUGGGUGUUUUAUGGUGUGUGUCUGGGUGUUUUAUGGUGUGUGUUUGGGUGUUUUAUGGUGUGUGUUUGGGUGUUUUAUGGUGUGUGUUUGGGUGUUUUAUGGUGUGUGUUUGGGUGUUUUAUGGUGUGUGUUUGGGUGUUUUAUGGUGUGUGUUUGGGUGUUUUAUGGUGUGUGUUUGGGUGUUUUAUGGUGUGUGUUUGGGUGUUUUAUGGUGUGUGUUUGGGUGUUUUAUGGUGUGUGUCUGGGUGUUUUAUGGUGUGUGUUUGGGUGUUUUAUGGUGUGUGUUUGGGUGUUUUAUGGUGUGUGUUUGGGUGUUUUAUGGUGUGUGUUUAGGUGUUUUAUGGUGUGUGUUUGGGUGUUUUAUGAUGUGUGUUUGGGUGUUUUAUGGUGUGUGUUUGGGUGUUUUAUGGUGUGUGUUUAGGUGUUUUAUGGUGUGUGUUUGGGUGUUUUAUGGUGUGUGUUUGGGUGUUUUAUGGUGUGUGUUUGGGUGUUUUAUGGUGUGUGUUUGGGUGAGUGUAUUUUUUGUGAUGUGUGUUUUACU